AUCCAAACCUACUACCACGCCAUCAACAGCCGCACGCAAGUCCUGCCCGCCAGCUUGACCUCCACAGACGAGAUCCUCGCGCUCGCCGGCGUGCACCACAUCACCAUCGCGCCGGGGCUGUUGCAGCAACUGGCCGCGCUGCCGGCUUCGGCGGCUACUACGGUCCCGAAUCUCUUCGAGACUACCCCGCCCAUCCACUACGACGCACCGGGAUCGUUCCGGGACGAUGAGGCGGGGUAUCGGCUUGCGUUUAGUCGGGAGGGGCGGGGGAAGAGUGAGGGGAAGCUUGCGCAGGCCGUGAGUAUCUUCUGUGAGAUGCAGGAUCGGUUGGUGCAGAUGAUAGGCGUGCUGUAG
Aspergillus brunneoviolaceus CBS 621.78 is the source of this 354-nucleotide messenger RNA. RefSeq lists its product as uncharacterized. The transcript is spliced from 3 exons. The record is from RefSeq and is a predicted model, not a curated record. Lineage: Eukaryota; Fungi; Ascomycota; Eurotiomycetes; Eurotiales; Aspergillaceae. Gene Ontology annotation, biological process: carbohydrate metabolic process. The annotation marks the transcript as partial.